Molecule: messenger RNA, 993 nt
Organism: Cricetulus griseus (Chinese hamster)
Lineage: Eukaryota; Metazoa; Chordata; Mammalia; Rodentia; Cricetidae
Source: RefSeq, a predicted model, not a curated record
GCAAUUAUGGAGCAGGACAAUGGCACCACCCAGGCACCAGGCUUGCCGCCCACCACCUGCGUCUACCGUGAGGAUUUCAAGCGACUGCUGCUAACCCCGGUAUACUCAGUGGUGCUGGUGGUUGGCCUGCCACUGAAUAUUUGUGUCAUCGCCCAGAUCUGUGCAUCCCGCCGGACCUUGACCCGGUCAGCCGUGUACACCCUGAACCUGGCACUGGCAGAUCUGCUGUACGCCUGCUCACUGCCCCUACUUAUCUAUAACUAUGCCAGGGGCGACCACUGGCCCUUCGGAGACAUUGCCUGCCGCCUCGUGCGCUUCCUCUUCUAUGCCAACCUACACGGUAGCAUCCUGUUCCUCACCUGCAUUAGCUUCCAGCGCUACCUGGGUAUCUGUCACCCCCUGGCACCCUGGCACAAGCGUGGGGGUCGCCGUGCUGCCUGGGUGGUAUGUGGAGUCGUGUGGCUGGUUGUGACAGCUCAGUGCCUGCCCACAGCAAUCUUUGCGGCCACAGGCAUCCAGCGCAACCGCACUGUCUGCUAUGACCUGAGCCCACCCAUUCUGUCCGCCCGCUAUCUGCCCUAUGGCAUGGCUCUCACGGUCAUCGGCUUCUUGCUGCCCUUCACAGCUUUACUGGCCUGCUACUGCCGCAUGGCCCGCCGCCUGUGCCGCCAGGAUGGCCCAGCAGGACCUGUGGCCCAAGAGCGGCGCAGCAAGGCGGCCCGUAUGGCGGUGGUGGUGGCAGCUGUCUUCGCCAUCAGCUUCCUGCCUUUCCACAUCACUAAGACAGCCUACUUAGCUGUGCGGUCCACACCCGGUGUCUCCUGCCCUGUGCUGGAGACCUUCGCUGCUGCCUACAAAGGCACUCGGCCCUUUGCCAGUGCCAACAGUGUACUGGACCCCAUCCUCUUUUACUUCACACAGCAGAAGUUCCGGCGGCAGCCCCAUGAGCUCCUGCAGAAGCUCACAGCCAAGUGGCAGAGGCAGAGAGUCUGA